Messenger RNA from Dicrocoelium dendriticum, 1089 nucleotides. The record is from the annotation of a GenBank genome assembly. NCBI's taxonomy places the organism in Eukaryota, Metazoa, Platyhelminthes, Trematoda, Plagiorchiida, Dicrocoeliidae.
GCUUCACUAGAAUUUUUACCAACAUAUCGACUCCAUGGCAGAGUUAUUUUUGGAUCCUGCAAUCCGAUCUUGGGUUUUUCUACCUUUGGUGAUCAUCACUUUCCUGUUUGGAAUAAUUCGGCACUACAUGACGAUAAUAUUCGCAAGUGAAAAGAAAGCCGGAUUGGAAAGUGUCAGUGAUGGUCACGCCUUGUUAAGGAGUCGCUUGCUGCGGGAAAAUGGAAAGUAUAUCCCCACUAGAGUAUGCUAACUUCCGACUUUUGUACCUUCUACAAAGGCCUUUAAAAUGCGCAAGCAUUUUUUCAAUGACAAGGAGACCGGUUUUUUCCGGAAUCAAAGAAGAGAGAAUUCUGUUGGUAACCCAAUGACUGAUCCAUCCAUGGUAUCAGAAAUGUUGAAGGGGAAUGCUGUCAACAUGGUACCGAUGAUCGUCAUCGGUAGUUGGAUCAAUUGGGCUUUUUCUGGCUUUCUGACAACCAAGGUCCCCUUUCCGCUUACGUACAGGUUCAAACCCAUGCUUCAAAGGGGCUGUGAAUCCUUGACUUCUUUGGAUGCUUCUUGGGUCAGUUCUGCUUCAUGGUACUUCUUGAACAUCUUCGGUUUGAGGAGCAUGUACGGGCUUGUGUUGGGGUCAGACAAUGCUGCGGAGCAGCCAUUAUUCAUGGCGGAUCAUGCUGCACCCGCAGCGCAGCCCCCACAGGAUAUGCAAAAGGCAUUUAAAGCCGAGUGGGAAGCUUUGGAGAUGGUUGAUCACCAAUGGGCCUUGUCGGAUAUCGAAUCUCGCCUCCUCGCUCAUUCUUGUUGACCUCAAACCUUGUUCCUUUCUGACACUGCAUGUCAUCCAUAUGUUUCACCCUGCUAUGUUUCAAAUCGGUUUUACUUGUCAUACCGCACUUUUGGUUUCCCUGUGUUGUAGCUGGUUAGAUGCCAGCAAGCUUCUGCUCCAUAGCUUUCAUUGUUAACACAGUUGAGGAUCAUGUGAGCAUUCAUGACCUGAUUCACGGUAAACAACUGUUUUGCGCUUUCGCAGCUACGUAAACCAGAUUGCCUAACACAAUCUCGUGAUCUCUCGGAUUUUCUGUUUACAUA